Molecule: messenger RNA, 6072 nt
Organism: Anopheles coustani
Lineage: Eukaryota; Metazoa; Arthropoda; Insecta; Diptera; Culicidae
Gene: Sap130
Product: mucin-19
Exons: 6
Coding region: 403-5307 (1634 amino acids)
Biological process (GO): negative regulation of transcription by RNA polymerase II
Cellular component (GO): Sin3-type complex
Source: RefSeq, a predicted model, not a curated record
GCCCUGCUUUUCGUGAAGAAUUUAUGAGGAUAAUUUCGCUAAAACCACAAUUCAAUGGGCAACAUCGAUGUGUAGGCAUCAGCAGUUGGUCAUUUCGAUCAAGUUCGGUCAAAUAGUGGGCAGUGAGUUACGAAAAAUUUGCACCAAAGUUUUCACCUCUGCAGUGGGGUAGAAGUGGUAAUGCGCGUCGUUCGCCAUAUUUGGGUAGAAGAAAACAUGUUUCGGAAAAAGAUUUUUCACAGUUUCCGUGCCAUUAUGUCGCGUGGAGUGAACUAGUAAUUAGCAGCGUGUCGCAUAUUGUAGACAGCAAUAAGUUGUGGCCAAGGAAAAGCUUAGUUUUGCCAUCGAUUACGACGUGCAGGAACUGGUGUUAGAGUGGCAUUGUUUCGUCGAGGCGGGAAUAUGAGUGCAACAGAAGGUGCCGGAGGUGGGGACAAAUCGUCCUCGUCCUCCGGCCCCCAGACCGUCCCUGGUGGUGCAGGGAAACCGGUGGUCACAACCGCAAUUCCGAUAGAUUUGGCCUCGGCCUCGAAAGUGUUAGUUCGUCCGGAGAAAACAGCGAUGCCUACGACAACGUACAGAUUUGGCUCUACUGCCGGAAGUCAGAUGCGUGUAGUCAUCCCGAGCAGUGCGGCACCCCAGAAUUUCUACCGUCAACCAGCGAAUAUCAAGCAAGAUGCGACGACGAAUCGGACUCAAAUAAGUGCCAUUUCGGCGGCACGUACCGUCUCGCAGACCACCUCCCUGACGGUGUCUCGUGCGCCCCAGACUACGCCAACCACCGUGUCCUACCACGUAUCGAACCGUGUGUCUGCGACGCCAGUCGUGGGUGCUAGCCUGCAGGCGACGGCCCGCGCCACGACGAUAAAUGGCCCGAUUCGCAUUUCAACACCGCCGAUCCAGGUCGCGACCAACAGCACGACCGCGUUCGUCCAACGGCAGGCACCGACGGUAGUACCGGCACGCAACGUCACCACCUCGUCCGCUUCGUCCGGCGCCGUCUCAUCCUCGACGGCCGCCACCAUCAUCUCGCAGAACCAGAGUGGCCAGAGCGGUACGACGACGCUGGUACCGAAUUUUCAAAUGUCCACACAGCUGCUCCGAGCAAACAGUAUCGCGGCGGCAACCGGAGGAACGGUGACAGGUGUGGCCCCGAGAGCCAGAGUCGUAACGCAGACGACGCUGCCUACCAACCAUCAUCAGGUUUCGGUGAACAGCGGAAGCGCGGGAGCAGGUUCAACGGCCGUGGUCAGCAAUGUGGUGUCGGGUGGUCAGACGACGGGAGGAGCUGGUGCACCGCAAACGAUCGCAAUCAGUGGGGCACCGGGUGGUGGUGGUGGCGGUGGAGGUGGUGGUACCGUGACCGGUGGAAACUCCGGCGCUGGCAGUGGGCAAGCAAAUCAAUCACCGCAAGCGUUCGUCGCAACGCUAUCGGCCGUUCUUCAAGCACCUCGGCAAGUAUCCACGCUGGUUUACACGAACAACAGUAACGCCCAGCAAUACACGAUCGGACCGAACCAGCAGAGGCUUGCUCUGGCCACCACAUUGUCACCACAGCGGCCUCCCCAAGCAACCACCGUCACGACGGGCAUCCGACCCACGAUUCAGCGACUCCCGACAACGGCAGCGAACAUUCGCGUCAGCAACGGAAGCCUCAACUUCCGUCCACCGGUGCUUGCGUCCACCACGGUGCUGACAACGAUCGCAUCGGGAGGUGCGGGUACGGUCGGCACUGUUACCACUACCCAGCAGCAACAGCAGCAACAACAGCAACAGAUCCAACGCCCGGUGGUUACGGCGACCGGUGGUGCGACCGCCAUCUCGAACAGCAUCCCGGCGCGCAUCAUCCAAGUGCAAAAUCCGCAGAGUGGUACGACGGGUACGGCGCAGAUUGUAAAUGGCCGCAUCCAGACCAACCUGCUCAACAUCCAACCGUUGAUCGUGGCGAGCAACAAUCGACUGCCCCAGAGUGCACUUCAACCUGGGCUGACGAUUGCACAGGUUGGCAAGCUGACACCGGUGGCGACCGGAGGCGGUGGAGGAGCCGGAACCGGUGCUAACAUUGGUGCCGCCGAUGGAAGCCUCGGUACAACCACCCUGCAGACCGCUUCCGGACAACAGAUCGUCGUCAGUACCGGUGGGGUCGGCGGAGGUGGAUCCACCUCGGCGGCCAUUCUUGCCGGGAGUCUCAUCGCCACGAACCAAUCCGGCGCUGGCGUUGGAGGUGCCGUCUCGCAGCAGCAAUCGGCCUCGGGACAAAUCACGCAGAUUGUUAACGUCAAUGCUCCGACGGUGGUUUCCGUUGCGGGAGGAACGGGAGGUUCCAAUCAGUCGCAACAGCAACAGAUUGUGACCGUGAGUCAAGCAACGGGAGUUGGCGCUUCAUCGGGAGGUGGAGCAACCGUGAUACCCCUUCCACUGGCCCUCACGAGUGCCCGAAGCGUCGGUGGCGGUACUACCGGCCACAGUCCGCUUAGCAUAGUCACGGGAGGGAUAGUGCGUACGGCUGCUGCCGGUGGUGCUGGUGUUACCGGAGUGGCCACUUCCCUCUCCUCGGUGCUUCCGAUCGCGAAGGUCACCCCGCAACAACAGCAAACUUUAGUUUCGUUGGAAUCGUCGAGCGUCGGAGGAGGAGGUGGAGUUGUAACACAGCAUUACUCAGUGGCGGGAGGAGUCGGUACGGCUAGCGGUGGUACUGGUCCGUCGCUUUACAUACAGACACGUCCCCAGCCUCAAGGUACGACAACGGGUACGAUCAUUGCAGCCACUGGAGGUGCCGGAUCGGCUCCGGGUGGUGGUAGCGCGAAAGGAAACACGACACUCAGUGUCGUUUCCUCCUCCUCUGUCCUCGGCGGUGUUGGUAGUGGUGGAGGUGGUGGUGGUGGUUCAUCUGCAUCAGCCACCACCUUCCUGCCGACGUCCACGUUCUAUUACGAGCGAUUAACAUCAUCUCCUGCGACGAGCAACAGUAGCAGCAACGUUCCUUCUUCGAGCACUUCGGCAGUAUCGUCUGCAUCGUCCUCUGGUGCGGGCUCCUCAACGGUCACGCUUGUGCAGAGUGCCUCGGCGGCAUCGUCGUCCGCCGCCACCAUUACGACAACGAGUGCAAUCAGUGGGCCCGUUUUCUCCAUCCCUUCAUCCUCGAGUGUGAUCAGCAGCGGAAGUUCGGGUAGCACCACAACGGUAGUGACUGUGGCAGGCGGUGCCGGUAGUGGAGGUAGUGUCAAUCCUACCCUCACGCCCUACGGAACGUCAGGUUCAUUUGCGAUCGUACAGGCGAGUGCCGCCACACUUCCUUCAUCAUCGUCGUCGGCGGCGAACGCUGGAGGCCGGACGGCUACGCUCACUUCCGGGCCGAUCCAUGGUAUCGUCCCCGCUUCGAUCCAAGGCAGCAGUGCCACCGUCACCGGUAGUAUCGUAUCCGUCUCGCAACAGUCGGGCGCUGCCGGUGGUGGUGCGCCUUCGGCGACGCAAAUCGUACCGAUCCGGUUCCAUCCGCAGCUGAUCGUCGACAGCAGUGGACAGACGCAGCAGAUAAUCGUCUCAAGCGGCGCAUCCGGUGCUAACAUUGUCCCGCUCAUUCCGGUCAGUGGAAAUCGGAACACCGUGGGGAAUAAUAACACCACCACCACGGCGACCGUUGUGGCCACCUCGAAGCAACAGCAACACCACCAACAAGAAUCACCCCAAUCGAGCAUCCUGCGUAAACGAGCUCUUGUCGAAAGUGUCGCCCUCAAGACGACACCGGUGGUGAAGGAUCUCACCCAGGCACUGAUGGUGGUGGAACGGGAACGGGAGCAGCAGGAAGCCCAACUACAAUUCCUACAACAGCAUCAGCAGCAGCAACAGCAGCAACAACACCAUCAGCAUCUGGUCACGGAUCUACGUGAUAUGGCUGGUACGCCACCAUUGUCCCACUCACGGCCACCCUCUACCGAUGGCUCGACGACAGUCAGCGCCACCUCGAGUCCGGGGCUAGACGAGCAGGAAGAGGAGGAGGUGCGGGCACAAGCGUACGCUAACCGGAACAGUAAUGCCAUAUCGGGCGACGGUCACUUUAAACCGGUCCAAGGCGAACUGCACUACCUUCAGCAACCGAGAGAUAUAAUGUCCCUUCAUUGCACGGAAAGCUUCCCAACGAACCUCGGCACGACGACACUCACAGUGGUCCCGAUUGCGAACCACACGGUUGUGAGUGUGGCGGCCAGUAGCAAAAACGGUGACUACGAGCAGACCCCACGUAAAAAGGCACGCAAACAAUUGCAUCUACCGAUGUCGGAAACAGGGGGUGCCACGUUGAAAACAAUAAGCACCACCGGUGUCGUAUCAUCAGCCUCGACCGCAAACAACAGCACACAUCAAACGGCAUCGACGACGACGACUACGACGACACUGUUCGUGGCGGACAGUCCUAAGGCCGAAGCGACGCCAAAAGCGACGGAUGAAGAACGGAUGGAUACGAGUGGUUCCGGUAUCGUGGUGCUUGGUACCGUUCCUUCAUCCUCCUCGGCGUCGUCAUCGUCCUCGUCAUCAUCAUCGUCGUCGUCAUCGGUUGCCGGUCAAAUGGUGUCCUCGCAGGCCGUAGCAGGUGGCAAGCAUAACAGUUUAAACGUCGUUGGUUCGGUCACCACGUCAACGAUGGCCAACUCUUCCACCAUCAGCAGCAGCAGCAAUAGCACAACUAAUGUUCGGAUGGAUCCACCGGUCGUUUCUUCAUCCUCCACGGCACAUACAGCGGUACCACAAUCGCAGGCACCUGGAACCACCGUUGUGGUGGCAGCGUCGAAAUCGAGCACUGCGCUACGAAAAAAUAACAAUUACAGUUUACUUCAGUCGUACAAACAAACAUGGAAAGCGGCCAACAAUCACUUCCAGCGGUACACGGAUGUGAAGCAGCGCGAGGAACGGCGCCCGACGGUCAUGGACAUCGCCAACCAGUCGCAUAUCCUGCAGAAGGUGAAUGGCUGGAAGAUUUACCACCUCAGCGCGCAGAUAGAGGAUUUGUGCAAUCUUGAAUCUCAAGCUUACGGUAAUCUGGGUCAGAUGCUACGUGCGAUGGAAAGUGCCAGCAGUGCUAAUGGUGGGGCGAGUAGUAGCAGCUCUAGCAGUUCGGUAAAAUCUAGCACCGAUAUUGAGCGAAUCAAUGAACUGUUAAAGGGUAACAUGCAGCGAAGCAAAAUUGUCAUGGACGGCAUCAACGAGGCGCGGGUGCAGAUUAUGAAAAUCUUCAAACACAAACCGCACGUUUCCGAUAUUCUGGUGCGAUGCGCCUCAAAGCGCAACGUUAAAAAGCGAGAGAAAACUUAAGCCGGUUGAACUCAUUUGUCAUUCUUCAAGAUUUGUACAGAAACCAUAUUUUUGUGUAGCUGCAUUUAAAAUCAACUUAAAAUGAUUUUAUUUUUCGGUUAUAUUUUUGCAAAGUCUAUAUUUGAAAAAUGGAUAACAAGGUUACAGUUCCAUUAUAGCUUGACACCUUUUUUGUAUAUCAUUAUGUAUCAAAAAAGUGUUGUUGUUUGAAAUCUUCGCUCAAUUAGUGAAAAAAGCACUCGUUGGUGGAGCGGCUGAGACGUUUGUGAUUAGUAUUACGCAUAGUCAUCGUAGGCCCUCCGUCCACAGGGACAGCAGAAUUUUGUAUAGGUUUUAUUUCGAGCGAAUCAUAGGAAGGUAAUUAGGAUCUCUCCUCAAAAAUGUGUACAGCUUCCGUUCGCCGACGGCGGUCGAACGUUUUCUCCCGAUUUCGGGGGUUAUUCUCCCUAGGCUUAAAUAGUAGGCGAUUGAAUUUGCUGGUGGAAUAAUUGUAGUGGAUUAUUUUAAUCAAAGCAACUGUACGCAUGCACGGAGAAGACAACAACGAGCACGGUGUACCAAUCACGCACGUGGCUCGAUGGAGAAUCUCCAUCCUUCCAGGAUGGUACGUUUUCUCUCGUGCGUUAGAUUGUGUCAUAGUUAGGCUUGCGGUUUGAUUUACCUUUCCGUCAAAACACCACAUCAAGAAGGGUGAUAGGUUUUAGAAAAAUUUAAUUUUGUUUUUCUCUAUUGAUAAAUACAAAUAAAAAACUUCUCUUGUUUGAA